Messenger RNA from Erythranthe guttata (spotted monkey flower), 2579 nucleotides. Its product is annotated as Transketolase. Gene Ontology annotation, cellular component: cytosol. Gene Ontology annotation, molecular function: transketolase activity. The record is from RefSeq and is a predicted model, not a curated record. Lineage: Eukaryota; Viridiplantae; Streptophyta; Magnoliopsida; Lamiales; Phrymaceae. Gene Ontology annotation, biological process: pentose-phosphate shunt.
CUUUUUAUCUUCACCCAAUCUCCCUUCAAAAGCCUCAAAUCAUUUUUCGACAAUCACAAAGAAAACACACACACAGAUAGAGCAGAGCCAUGGCUUCUUCUUCUUCCCUCACACUCUCUCAGGCCAUACUCUCUCGCUCCACCAUCUCUCGCCACGGCUCUGCCCAGCAGCUCCACCCUUCUCCCACAUCCGCCGCUCUCUCCAUCCCCUCAUUCUCCGGCCUUAAAGCCGCCUCCUCCUCCGCCGCUGCUUCCGUCUCCCGCCGCCGCGCACCCGCCACCCGUCUGCCCGUCCGCGCAUCAGCCGCCGUCGAGACCCUCGAGAAGACCACCGAUGCCCUCGUUGAGAAGUCCGUCAACACAAUCCGGUUCCUCGCGAUUGACGCCGUCGAGAAGGCGAACUCCGGCCACCCUGGUCUGCCGAUGGGAUGCGCUCCGAUGGGACACGUUCUGUACGAUGAGGUGAUGAGGUACAACCCUAAGAACCCUUAUUGGUUCAAUCGCGAUCGCUUCGUUCUCUCCGCCGGACACGGGUGUAUGCUGCAGUACGCACUCCUUCACCUCGCCGGAUACGACGCCGUCAAGGAAGAGGAUUUGAAGAGUUUCCGUCAAUGGGGAAGCAAGACCCCUGGUCACCCCGAGAACUUUGAGACACCUGGCGUUGAAGUCACCACUGGCCCGCUCGGUCAAGGUAUUGCAAAUGCUGUUGGUUUGGCACUUGCCGAGAGUCACUUGGCUGCCCGAUACAACAAACCUGAUAGCAAGAUCGUUGACCACUACACAUACUGUAUUCUUGGUGAUGGGUGUCAAAUGGAGGGUAUCUCUAAUGAAGCCUGCUCCCUUGCUGGACAUUGGGGACUUGGGAAGUUGAUUGCAUUUUACGAUGACAAUCACAUCUCCAUUGACGGUGACACAGAGAUUGCUUUCACCGAAAAUGUUGACCAACGUUUCGAGGCUCUGGGAUGGCAUGUAAUCUGGGUGAAGAACGGUAACACCGGUUAUGAUGAAAUCCGUGAUGCAAUCAAGGAAGCAAAGUCUGUCACAGACAAGCCCACUCUAAUCAAGGUUACUACCACCAUUGGAUUUGGCUCGCCAAACAAGGCGAAUUCAUACAGUGUCCAUGGAGCUGCUUUGGGCACCAAAGAAGUGGAAGCCACCAGAGAAAACCUCGGAUGGCCAUAUGAGCCAUUCCACGUACCCGAUGAAGUCAAGAAACAUUGGAGCCGACACACUCCCGAAGGAGCUGCUUAUGAAUCCGAAUGGAACUCCAAAUUCGCCGAAUACGAGAAGAAGUACCCAGAGGAAGCAGCUGAGCUGAAAUCAAUCAUCACCGGUGAACUACCUUCCGGUUGGGAAAAGGCUCUUCCCAAAUACACACCCGAAACCCCAGGCGAUGCAACAAGAAACCUCUCCCAGACAAACCUCAACGCACUCGCAAAGGUUCUCCCCGGUCUAAUUGGAGGCAGUGCAGAUCUCGCCUCAUCCAACAUGACCCUCUUGAAAAUGUUCGGCGACUACCAAAAGAAAACACCCGAAGAGCGAAACGUUCGCUUCGGUGUCCGUGAGCACAGCAUGGGAGCCAUAUGCAACGGAAUUGCCCUCCACAGCCCGGGCUUCAUUCCUUACUGUGCAACCUUCUUCGUCUUUACAGACUACAUGAGAUCAGCCAUGAGAAUCUCAGCCCUCAGCGAAGCUGGAGUCAUCUAUGUCAUGACCCACGACUCAAUCGGGCUCGGUGAAGAUGGCCCCACCCAUCAGCCCAUCGAACACUUGGCCAGUUUCAGGGCAAUGCCCAACAUACUCAUGCUCCGCCCCGCCGAUGGAAACGAGACAGCUGGCUGUUACAAAGUUGCCGUCGACAACAGAAAACGACCCUCAGUUCUUGCACUCUCUCGUCAGAAGCUGCCCAAUCUGGCCGGAACUUCGAUCGAGGGGGUCGAAAAGGGGGGCUACACCAUUUCAGACAAUUCUUCUGACAACAAGCCGGAUGUUAUCUUGAUUGGAACUGGCUCUGAGUUGGAGAUUGCAGCUAAAGCUGCGGAUGAACUGAGAAAGGAAGGCAAGAAAGUGAGAGUUGUGUCGUUUGUUUCUUGGGAGCUUUUUGAGGACCAGUCAGCCGAGUACAAGGAAAGUGUGCUGCCGAGUGCUGUGACAGCUAGGGUUAGCAUUGAGGCUGGAACAACUUUCGGGUGGCAUAAGAUUGUUGGGAGUAAAGGAAAGGCGAUCGGGAUUGAUAAAUUUGGAGCGAGUGCACCUGCAGGGAAGAUAUACAAGGAGUACGGUAUUACGGCCGAAGCUGUUAUAGCUGCAGCUAAGGAAGUAUGUUAAGCAACAAUGGUGGUUUUUUGAGCUUCUUGGAUUCUGCUUGUGUCGAAAAAAGAAAAUAACAAACAGAGUUCGAAUAAAGAAGACCAUUUACAGUCUUUUGUUCCCCUUCUUUUUUUUUUUGUAGUCGAAAAACGAUGAGGAGAGAGACUAGGCAAUAUGAAUCCAUUCUCCUUGAUUUGUACAACUUGAACAUCAUCUUUGAUUUUGUAAGUCAAUGUGUUUUUUUGAUUGAUCAUAAGUUCUUUUCGUUAA